CUGAGAAACCACUUCCUCCGAGCAUUUCAUCCGGUCACAUUUAACUCAUUCGUGAAAAGUUUUCCUUUAAACACUUUGCUCCCUGAUGAAUCCGAUGAAGUAGCAUUUGUCUGCAUCCCAGUAAAUUAUAGGAAAGAGAAACAGCUCAAAGAUUUCAAAGUAUCGGAUGAAAGUUUUUUCCCAAUGAAAGCCGCUUUACACCGCAGCCUUGCUGUCUGGCUUAGAAGCGCUUAUUAGUUUUGUUAUAUGUAGCUAGCUUGAAAAUUUUGCACAUCGGAGCAUUUAACUAAAUAAUUAUAAUUGUUGAAUAGUUUUUUUCUUUUUUUUCUCGACUCACACCGACCACGAUAUACGGUAGAAGAAUGAGGAAGAAGCAGAAUAUGAAACAUAGGAAGAACGAGGAAACUACAGUGGUCCAGGAGUUUGUUGUGGAGAAGAUCAUCCAGAGGAGAGUCUCCAAUGGAAAAGUGGAGUACUUUCUGAAGUGGAAAGGCUUUUCUGAUGCCGAUAACACCUGGGAGCCAGAAGACAACCUGGACUGUCCUGAGCUAAUUGAGGAGUUCCUCAAGAGCCUUGCUAAAAACAUGGAGGUGGGGGAGGACCUGGAAUCCCCACAACCACCAAAACCACUUGAGGUGCCUGCUGACGUGGAACCUCAACAGACAGAGCAGCAGCCUCUCGCUGAGCAUCAUGGGAAUGCGCUCCAGGAGCCCUGGGGGCAGGAGACUGAGCGGCCCGCAUCCUUCACAAGCCAUUUCGAACCCGAGCGGAUUAUUGGAUCCACGGACAAGCAAGGGGAGCUGAUGUUCCUGGUCAAGUGGAAAGGCACGGAUCAGGUGGCCUUGCUUCCAGCUCGUGAGGCCAGCACAAGGUGCCCCAAGAUUGUCAUUGCGUACUAUGAGGAGAAGCUGACCUGGCAUUCUGGGGAUGAAGACCAGCAGUGAGGCAAGACCAGAACAUGUGGUGGAAAGAACCAAGGGAUAGCAGAUCCCAGGUGGACCACACUGACCAAGGACUCGACGGUGACAUAAAUGGCAACUGAAGCCAUUUCUUUCCCAGUCCUUCCAGUAUGUAGCAUAGUUAUCCACUGUGAAGAGGUUUCUGUCAGUGUUGUUAUUCUGUAGAGUAGAACUCUGUGAUAAAAUGGUGUGAAUGUAAAAAAGAAAAAGUUCUGUUCAGUAAAAUAGAAAGGAACCCAUUGUUUAGAGACAGAUUACCGCAAGGGUAGCAUCUUGAAGCACGUGGAAGGGUGAUGUGCUCGUCUUACGCAUCCCGACAGUCAAACUUUUUCCUCUGAGUAUAUUCUGGAAAAAAAAAUGUAGAUCUUACUAUUAGAAUGACAAACAUGGGUCUCAUGAGGAAGGCGUCUAUGGAGAAUGAACGCUGUUACUGUGAAGGUGAGAUUCCAGUGUGUGUUUACUCUGAAUAACCAUAUUGUUUGGACACACAGUUCCGCUUACUUUGAUAUCUUAAAAUGAUACAUUUUGUGCUUUGGUUAAUACCCAAAAUCAGAAUCCCGCACUGGGCACCAGAACACGCAGGCCAGGCCCGGGCGGCACCAGCCAAGGUCGUCGCCCCGAGUGCUGCAGCCUUCCGUGAUUAGUGGAGAAUUUCAGCUGCUUGUUUUGUUAGCAUUUCUAUAUCCCCGCACUGUAUUUGUGAAGAAAUGCAUAUUUACUGCACUUACCUCAAGGUCUGAGAACACUGGGCUGUGUUAAUGAUAAUGUUAUGUCUUAUCUGUCUGUGAUUGUACUAACACUGAGGUAAGAGGUUUACCUAGAAUCGGGGUACAAAGUGAGGGUUUUUUUUCCUAUUUCAUUUUAUAGGAUUCAAGCUGUCCAAAAUGUUCGUCUGAUCUGUGGUUGUGUGGUUUAUUGGUUUUGUGUGGAAAAAGUUGUUUCUGUUCAAGUCGUAGGUUAAACCAGAAACGUUCUGAUUGUUUUUCGUCUGAAAUGUUCUUCAAGUGUUGUUCUUGCUGUGUUUGUUUGAAAUUUCUAUUUAAAGACCACAGCUGAGGUCCUAAUACCAAACACACUGGAUUAAAAAUCCAUUGAAGGCAAA
Molecule: messenger RNA, 2061 nt
Organism: Paramormyrops kingsleyae
Lineage: Eukaryota; Metazoa; Chordata; Actinopteri; Osteoglossiformes; Mormyridae
Gene: cbx3b
Product: chromobox homolog 3b
Cellular component (GO): nucleus
Source: RefSeq, a predicted model, not a curated record